AUGCCAGACUGUGACCACCGUGACAACUUUGCUGGCCUGAUCCUUGGCAAGCCUGCCUACGACAUGAGGAGUCGACACAAAAGCGGAGUGGACGAGACCCUGCGUUUGUCGAGCAAUACUGCAUACGGAGCAAUUACGGCAUACUUUAUGCACUCCACGCUGGGUCGGUGGCUCGGCCCUUACCAGAGGAGGCAGGACGCAGCUACUUACUGGGGCAUGAAGCCCCUGUAA
Molecule: messenger RNA, 231 nt
Organism: Sporothrix schenckii 1099-18
Lineage: Eukaryota; Fungi; Ascomycota; Sordariomycetes; Ophiostomatales; Ophiostomataceae
Exons: 2
Coding region: 1-231 (76 amino acids)
Source: RefSeq, a predicted model, not a curated record